GGUGUUCAGACUCUACUACACCGUACAGCGACGCGCGGAAGAGAUAUUUUACUUGUUUUUUCGACGGAAAAGCGGAGUAGACCGACCAUGGCUGGACAAAACCGCGGACGCCCCCUUUCCUGCAUUCUUUUCGCUCUCCUCCUGACCGUGACGCCAGACGGUACCCGGGCGGCGGUGUGCCGUGUGUGUGAGGAGUCUGAGGCUACCUGCGACCCCGUCACAAGAACAUGUCAAUCAAACUGCAGCAGGACUAAAGUUUGUUCAGCUGACCAGAACUGCCUCGCGACCAUGUCUGAAUCCAGGGAAGGACGUUGGUUGUUGUACACCGGCUGCUUCGGUGCAGCGCCAUCAGGGCCGGCACCAGACCCGCAGUGCACCGCUGACUUUCUGAGAGGUGUGUACACCUGCACGUGCAGAGGCGACGACUGUAACAACCUCAUGGUCGUAGGUGGGAAACUGCCUUGGCCAGGUGAGACCCCUAGCGAUAUCUGGCAGUACGACAACACCAAUGAAGCUGCUAUCUUGCCCAACCAGCCAGAGUUCCCCAACCAUCCCCGGAACAUCCUGUCGGACAGAGCCGACAACGCCACAGAGAACAGGACCAGGACGGUGGAGACCGCGGUCCCAUGUGACACGGACAAGUCCUGCGGCGGCGGGAAGUACUGUGACCGGCACUACGGUGUGUGCAAACCCCGCGGCCGUCUGGGCGACCUGUGCCGCCGCGACGGCAACUGCCAGGGCGGCUACGACUGUAUGUUCGGCCGCUGCGAGAAGACCAUCCAAGCCGGGGAACAGGGUGCCCGGUGUAAGCACGACAAGGACUGCGGAGACAGCAUGUGCUGUGCGCGGCAGCACGGAGAGCGGAUCUGCAAGCGGCGCCUGGUUCUGGAUCAGAAGUGCUACGUCCCCGACGGAGGGCUGGACUACAGUCUGAACCAGAUGUGCCCGUGUGAGAAGGGACUCAUCUGUGGGGAGGUGCCGCCGCCACCGAGAGAGGAGGAGUUUAUCCUGUUUACGGACAACCAUCACAUGAGGUGCAAGGCUAUCGACGAGUGACGUCAUCAACCACGUCACCGCGCACCAAACUCGGAC
Branchiostoma belcheri (Belcher's lancelet) is the source of this 1092-nucleotide messenger RNA. RefSeq lists its product as uncharacterized. The transcript has 8 exons. The record is from RefSeq and is a predicted model, not a curated record. Lineage: Eukaryota; Metazoa; Chordata; Leptocardii; Amphioxiformes; Branchiostomatidae. Gene Ontology annotation, cellular component: extracellular region. Gene Ontology annotation, molecular function: co-receptor binding; receptor antagonist activity. Gene Ontology annotation, biological process: negative regulation of canonical Wnt signaling pathway; multicellular organism development. The coding region runs from base 88 to 1056 and encodes 322 amino acids.